Messenger RNA from Rosa chinensis, 1849 nucleotides. RefSeq names its product AP2-like ethylene-responsive transcription factor At2g41710. Gene Ontology annotation, molecular function: DNA binding; DNA-binding transcription factor activity. The transcript has 9 exons. The record is from RefSeq and is a predicted model, not a curated record. Gene Ontology annotation, biological process: regulation of DNA-templated transcription. Lineage: Eukaryota; Viridiplantae; Streptophyta; Magnoliopsida; Rosales; Rosaceae. Bases 190 to 1467 code for a protein of 425 amino acids.
CUGUCUCUCUCUCCCUGUAGAGUUUCCCCUCCCACAGUGAAGAGAGCAGUGAGCAAACACAAUAAACAAAAACUCCAAAACAAGUCCCUCAACGAUCACAAUCACAAUCACACAGACUCUCUCUCUCUCUCUCCUUUUCUCUCUUUUUCUUUCUCUCUCUAGGGUUUGGAGUUUGGGUUGGAUUGAAGUAUGGCUUCGUCGUCCUCGGAUCCUGGUCCGAAGACCGAAAGCGGAAGCGGCAGCGGCGGCGGAGCGGAGGCCUCGGAAGCAGCGGCGGCGGCUGCGGCGGCGGUGGCGACCGAUCAGCAAUUGCUUUACAGAGGGCUGAAGAAAGCGAAGAAAGAGAGAGGUUGCACGGCCAAAGAGCGCAUCAGCAAAAUGCCUCCCUGUGCCGCUGGAAAACGCAGCUCCAUUUACCGCGGAGUCACUCGGCAUAGGUGGACGGGUCGUUACGAAGCUCAUCUAUGGGAUAAAAGUACCUGGAACCAGAACCAGAAUAAGAAGGGAAAGCAAGUUUACUUGGGCGCGUAUGAUGAUGAAGAGGCUGCAGCCAGAGCUUAUGAUCUUGCUGCCUUGAAAUAUUGGGGCCCUGGCACUCUGAUUAAUUUCCCUGUUACUGACUACACAAGAGAUCUCGAAGAGAUGCAGAAUGUGUCAAGGGAGGAAUAUCUUGCAUCUCUUCGCAGGAAGAGCAGCGGCUUCUCUAGAGGAAUGUCUAAAUAUCGCGCGCUCUCAAGCCGUUGGGAGCCAUCAUUUGGUCGUAUGGGUGGAUCUGAAUACUUCAAUAGCAUCCAUUAUGGCACAGGAGAUGAUCCAGCAACAGACAAUGAAUUUUUAGGAACGUUUUGCAUUGAAAGAAAGAUUGAUGUAACAAGUUACAUCAAGUGGUGGGGGCCUAACAAAACUCGUCAAGCGGACAGCAUGAUAAAAUCAUCUGAGGAAGCAAAACAUGGUUUUGCUGGAGAUAGUGGAGGUGAACUUAAAACAUUGGAAUGGGAAUCCCAGCCUACUGAACCAUACCAGAUGCCACGUUUGGGCGUCUGCCAUGAAGGUAAAAAGCAAAAUGGUGCCAGAGUCUCUGCCAUGAGCAUCUUGUCACGGUCACCUGCUUAUAAGAGCUUACAAGAGAAAGCAUCAAUUAAGCAAGAAAAGAAUGCAGAUAAUGACGAGAAUGAAAACAAAAAUACGAUCCACAAAAAGGACUAUGGCAAGGCAAUUGAGAAAUCCACAAGUCAUGAUGCUGGGGAUGAGAGACUGAAUGCUUCAUUAGGAAUGAGUGGUGGAUUGUCCCUCCAGAGGAAUGCAUUCCCAUUGGCUCCGUUCUUGUCUGCGCCACUGCUGACCAACUACAACAUGAUUGAUCCAUUAGUAGACCCCAUUCUUUGGACAUCUCUUGCUCCUGUUCUUCCCGAGGUUACAAAGACUGAGACCAGUGCAAGUUACAGUUUAUUUCGGCCUGAGGAAUGACAUCAGUUGAUGUCACAUUUCCUGCAAGUUGGUGUGCACACAGUUGAUGUCACAUUUCCUGUUCCCGAGGGGUUUACCUUUGCAAUAGUACACAAGAAGCUCAGGAAAUGCAGUCUUGACGACAAGGCUUUUACUUAUUUAUUGCAGGUUCAUAUUACACGGAGUCUAGAGAAUAUAGAAAGGGAGAUGAAGUUGUAUCUUAUGUAGUAGAUUAGGUAUAGACGAUGUAUUUUACUAUGGUUCGGAAGUGUUGGAGUGGUAAUCCUUAAGUUUUGCUAAACAGGUUCAACACAUCAGUUCCUGAGUUUAAUAUUUUGUACAGAAAACAAGCACAAAUUGUAAUCAUAGUCGUUGCUAAUGGCUUCACCCAUCCUUCUGUCUA